Messenger RNA from Eriocheir sinensis (Chinese mitten crab), 1575 nucleotides. Its product is annotated as netrin receptor DCC-like. Gene Ontology annotation, molecular function: protein binding. The coding region runs from base 421 to 1575 and encodes 384 amino acids. The transcript has 9 exons. NCBI's taxonomy places the organism in Eukaryota, Metazoa, Arthropoda, Malacostraca, Decapoda, Varunidae. Gene Ontology annotation, biological process: cell-cell adhesion. The record is from RefSeq and is a predicted model, not a curated record.
CUGGGUCAGGUGUGGCAUCUUUGGAUAGGUUGGGACGGGGAGUGGAGAGUGAUGAAAAGAAUUAUGAUGCUAGUAAAUGAUUAACAAAUGAAUACUGUCUUAAGUUUCCUACCAACUUUCCUUAGCCGGGCCUCAGACAGUGAGUGCCGGGUGCAGCAGGAGGCGCUAACUCUCCCCUACCCGCUGUUUGUUGCGCUGAACAUUGGCCCGGCGCUCGUGGCUGCCUUCCUUGGCUCUUAUGUGGAGCCCGUGGCUGCCGGCAGGUCAAGUGUUACCUGAAUGGCGCCAAGGUGUCCCGUGUGGUGAGGAUCAAGACCCUGAUGAGCAAGGCCGUGGGGGUGACCUUCCCUGUGCUGGGAGGCCGGGCCGUGGGGAAGGUCAGGUCGUGGGAAGGUCUGUGGCCGUGAGCUGACCACCAAGAUGCUGCUGCCCACGGUGCCGGCCAUGGCCAAGGGCAGGGUGGCCAGGACUACAGAUGAUGGGCCACUCCUAGACAAAGAGGACCUGGACACACUGUUCUGCGGCACCAGCAGCAGCAGCCUGCACAUCCAUGGCCUGCAGGAGGAGGACGAGGGGACGUACAGGUGCCGGGUGGAGAACAGGGACCUGGACACACUGUUCUGCGGCACCAGCAGCAGCAGCCUGCACAUCCAUGGCCUGCAGGAGGAGGACGAGGGGACGUACAGGUGCCGGGCGGAGAACAGGAGGACUCUGCUCGACGCCGUGGCCCACAUACAGGUCCAAGUUGCUCCGAGGUUUCUGAGGCAGCCGGCCAACGCUCUCGCCUAUGAGAAGGAGAACGUGGAGCUGGAGUGCAGCGUGUACGGCCAGCCAGAGCCCUCGCUCCACUGGCUCAAGAACGGCGAGCUGCUGGUGGAGACGGAAUACCUUCGGAGAACGCGUCCAGAACGUGAGUGCAGCUCCUCCAGCGAGGGACGGGAUGAAUACAAGACCCAGAUCAGCAACCUAAGUCCCGGGAGUAACUACAUGGUGCGGUGGCGGCCCACACCUCCGGCGGCCUGGUGGGCGCCUCCAUACACGAGGUGCGGGUGUUCACCAAGCCGGACCUGGACCUGCCCUCCGCCUCAGAGUCUGAAAGUUGUCUCCACCUCACCCACCAGUCUGGAGGCCACUUGGUCGCCGCCCGUACUGGCCAAAACGCCCAUCACGGGAUACACCAUGUUCUAUACGCAGUUUUCUCCUCAGGUUGGGUCAGCAGAAGAACACGAAGUAAAGGUCACUGGUACGUCACAUGACCUCCAAGGCCUGGACCAGUUCACUGAGCACAGCGUGUGGCUCACCGCCGUCAACAGUAAUGGCGGGGGAGACGCCACCCCGGAGGUCACUGCCAGAACCUUCUCAGACGUGCCCUCAAAGGAGCCUCAGAAUGUGAGCGUUGAGGCUGCCAGCUCAAGGAGCCUCAUCAUCUGCUGGGAGCCUCCGCUGGCCGAGCACCAGAAUGGGAUCAUCACCAGCUGCAAGAUCCACUACAAAGAGCGCGGCGAGUCAGGUUCCUCCAAGACCAAAGCCACAGACGGAAACAGACGACUCUUUUGUCAUGAGGUCUCCGGGUAA